GCUGGUUAUCCAGUUACUGGUAAGCAUCACCAGAUAAGGGUGAUGCUCACCAGUUAACCAUUUAACCAAUGACAUCCCUAGAGGGUAUUGUACUGGAUCUUGGAAAAUAAGCUAUUACAUGUGCAAACUAUCGGACCUUCUAAAAAGCAGAAUCCUAUGAAUCAGAAAGCAGGACUACACUCUAAAUUAAUUUUAAGCAAGGUGAUGUUUAAUUUUUUCCUGUUUUUCCCUUGGACUUUUUUCAUUAUAUUUUAUUAUAUAAACCACUACACUGCUACAAAUUUAAUUAUAAAGGUUGGCUAAUACGAGAAGGAUCAUUUUAUGAACAGAAAAAAAAAUCCAAAAACUGAAUUAUAAGCCACUGGAUGGCCUCACAUACUCAGAAAUGCUUGGGGCUCUCAUUACUAGAAUAUCGGACUGCGUAGGAAAAUUUGAACUUUAAAGUCACAUGAUGAAACCACUGGUUUCCUAAACAUGCUACGUAUAUAGUUUCAAUUACUUAAAACCAAGGUUCUAUUUCCCCAGCAGAACUGAAGGUUUUUGCAGUCUGCGACUAUCUGGGAUUUUGAGUUUGAAAUACGGCAACCAAAGAAGCGACUUCGUUUACACAGAAAGCAGAGUAUAUACUAAAAAGGUGUUACUUCCUCCUAAUAGUAAUUAUAUUUCAUCUCAGUAUUCACUGUGAAAGACUCAGACAGUUGCAUCUGUGGAACAUUGCAGAGGAUUAGCUGGAGAGCAGUAGUCUUAAAAAGAUCCUCACUGCUGGCACAGCUGGACAUCCCAGUCACAUGACCCCCCAUCCUCCUCCUCGCGGUUUGUGGCAAGUGUCUCUCAGUCUCCACUAGAUCUCUCCAGGGAGCUGUCACAAGACCCAAAUAUUGAGCCACGCAACAGAGUGCUCCAGACGGACUCCAAGCAGCCUGACAAGCACAGAGAAGAGACCGUGCUGGCAGCAGCUACGCCACUUGGGGAUCCUAGAGACUCGUGGGAACUGAAGAACAUUGCCAGGGCAGAAAGGCAUCUUUCAGCACACAGCAUGAGUACAACAGGUGGUGCUCCAAGGAGGUCAGCAGGGGCCAAGUGCCAUGGAAUCUUCAUAUCAGCCAUAGCACUAUAAUGAAGCCACUUGUGACUACACCUCUAGCUAUUGCAUUGCAUAUAUGCAUUACCAUUUGGAAAGGUUGCGGUUUCAAUCUUCAUAAAAGAAAAAUAAAUUUACACAGAAGGAUGCUCUCUCACAACAUGACCUGGAUAAGCUAUCCAAGCCAUAGCUUGGACUCAUCCAUCAAAAUAGAAGACCUCAUAGCUUCUCAAAAUGUCAUAUCAAGAUUUAUGCAUUGCUACAUUGCCUUCUUUGUACCCACAGGUUUAAUAGCUGGCAUAUUUAUCCUGACCAUCUUCAUAAAGAACUUGCAGCAUAACUUGAAAAAAUUAGACACAUUUCUUUUUUAUUUCACCAUCAGCAAUAUUGUGAUGAUAUUGUUUUCAUUUACAGUCAUAACUCGACCUGGAUAUUUAAUGGCAACCUACUUAGGGUGUGGAGUUCUGUCAUUUUUUUUCAAUGUAAGUUAUUUCAAUUCUCAGUAUCUUCUAAUUUUGAUGCUGCUUGCUUUUUUACUCAAUAGAUUCCCAUCAAGCACUGCUGUGAUGACCAAAGCAAUUCAAAGGCCACUGUUAUGUGUUGGAUUUGUACUAGCAUGUGCCUUCUGCAUAUCUCUGGUAGUGGUGUCAUUGCUAGGUACGGAUAACUACCACAAAGUAACAAACUGUCAAUUAGAUCCAUUAUUUGCAUUGCCUGAAUAUGAGAUUAUUAAAUUCAGCUUUGGGUUUGGAAUUCCAUUGUUUUUCCAGAUAUUCUGUUUUAUUUUAUUCUUUGUUAAAGAAGCCCAACCAGAAGCUCCAACCUUAAAAAAGAAUGUUCAAACUUAUCUGGCUGUGCUGACUAUAACAAUAACAAUGUUUGCAUGCCGUCUGUUUUACAACAUUAUGAUUCUCUCCAGGACCACAUUAAAGAUACACAAAAGCAUUGGCACGCCGAAGAAUGAGCUAAUGAUGAAUAUAGCAGAGAUAGUGUUGUUUAGUGAGAGCUGCAUUAGUUUGAUAUUCAUACUUUCUCUGCAUAAACCAUACCAGGCUGGAAUACUGAAAAUCAUAAUGAACCUCAUAAAAGUUUGCAGAAAAGAUACUACCAACGAGUCUCCUGAAAUACGAGCAGCAUCUAUUGAUGAUGAAAGUGGGCCUCAUUGACUCUCCUUUGUCCCUCAAAGUAUUGAAACAUUUUCACUUGUUUUAUCAAGAACUGUCCAUCUUUUUUGGCUCAAGACUAAACCUGCUUUACAAAUAUCUGAAGAAAAAAAUGUUGCUUGGUACUUACCAUCAAGGUUUUCAAAAUGAAAGGAACUGAUUUUUGUUAGGC
Molecule: messenger RNA, 2416 nt
Organism: Pelodiscus sinensis (Chinese soft-shelled turtle)
Lineage: Eukaryota; Metazoa; Chordata; Testudines; Trionychidae
Cellular component (GO): membrane
Source: RefSeq, a predicted model, not a curated record